AUGGCCAUGGUCAAUCCUACUAAUGGGAUUGUUAAAGAUGUGGUUGAAGAAGAAGAACUGGUGGAACCUAAGUUUGAGAAGAUGGAUGAUCAAGAUGACAUCCAUACAACCUAUGAAAAGCUACGAGGCAUUCAUUCAGAACGCCGAGUCAUCUUGUCUGAUUUUGUAGACACCGACCUUCCCUUUGUCAUUCACAGUAGAGGAUGGGAGUCACUGUGCGAUGCCCCGGUCACUUGUCCUCUUGUGCUGAUCCAGGAGUUCUACUCCAACAUGCACAGGAUUGAUUGGUCUAUACCUCUUUUCUUCACUCGCGUUCGAGGUACGCGCAUUCCUGUCACACCGCAGUUAGUUGCGGAUGUGCUUCAGGCUACUCCUUCACCACCUUCUCCUGUGGCUUCUGCUUCUGAGGAUGAAGAUGAUGAUGAUGGCUCCAUAUCAGCACAUGUUGGUAAUUUAAGUUUUUUGAAAAAUCUAACACUCCAAAACAACAGCUUUCAUAAAGAAAUCCCUCCAGAAAUUGGCCGUUUACACAGAUUGCAAUUCCUAUUUUGCACAAUAACACGUAGUGGCAAAAUUCCAAGCAACAUAUCUGGUUGCACCAACCUCAAAACCAUUAUUGCAAAUGGCAACCUUUUGGAUGGGGAAAUCCCUGCAACUCUUGGCACUUUGUCAAAACUGGGAUAUAUUUCUUUUGGAUCAAAUAAUUUGACAGGAAUUAUCUCACCUUCUUUUGGCAACUUAUCAUCUCUACAAGUGUUUGCUACCUAUCUUAAGAACUUGGGUGGGAAUAUCCCUACUUCUUUUGGCCAAUUGACGAAGCUUAUAUAUAUUGGUGUGGCUUCAAAUAGGUUGUCUGGAAAAAUUCCUCCCUCAAUUUUCAAUUUGUCUUCGAUAAAAUAUUUUGAUGUAGCAUUCAACCAAAUCCAAGGGCAUCAUCCGUCUGAUAUAGGUGAAAAUAAUCUUCAAGGAAGUAUCCCCUUAAGCCUAGGCAAGUGUCAAAAUUUGAAUGUUUUGAGUCUUUCUAAUAACAAUCUUAGUGGUACCGUAUCAUCUCAAAUUAGUAGCUUCUCAUUCUCACCAGUUGCUGUAGACUUGUCAGGCAACAAAUUUACUGGUGUCCUUCCCAUGGAAAUAGGAAAUUUAAAAAAUCUAGAAUACUUUGAUAUUUCUAAAAACUUGUUGUUUAGUGAAAUUCCUACAAGUCUUGGUAGCUGUGUAAAACUAGAAUUUCUAGUCAUGAGAAGAAACUUCUUCAAAGGAGUCAUUCCUCCAUCUUGGGAAUCAUUAAGAGGCCUCGAAAGUUUAGAUCUUUCUAACAACAAUUUUUCUGGCAAUAUUCCAAGAUUUUUGGAGCACUUUGACUUCUUGCAGUUAUUGAAUUUGUCUUAUGAUCAAUUUGAGGGUGAGGUACCAACAAAAGGAGUUUUCAAUAACACAAACACAACUUUGAUUAAGGGAAAUAAAAAUCUUUGUGGAGGCAUCCCAAAGUUUGAGCUCCCCAUAUGCAAAUACAACAAGUCCAAGAAGAGAAAGUUGAUUCUUUCCUUGAAGUUGAUAAUCUCUAUACUUUCGGGGCUUCUUGGAGUAACUUUGGUGAUGUCAUUUCUACUUCUCUUCUCUUUAAAAAGAAAAAGGAGAGAAAGUAGUUUAAAUAAUUUAGGAAAUUUACUUUUAAAUGUGUCUUACCGAAGUCUCCUAAAAGCUACAGAUGCAUUCGUCACCACUAAUUUAAUUGGUGUGGGUAGCUUUGGAUCUGUGUAUAGAGGAAUUCUAGAUCAUGAUAGACGUAAAGUUGCUGUCAAGGUGUUCAACCUUUUGCACCAUGAUGCUUUCAAGAGUUUCAUUGCUGAAUGUGAGGCUUUGAGGAAUAUCAGACAUCCAAAUCUUGUUAAUGUACUCACAACAUAUUCAGAUUAUCUUCAUCAUCAUUGCCAUACACCAAUUGUUCAUUGCAACCUCAAGCCUAGUAAUGUUCUUCUCGAUGAUGAAAUGGUUGGACAUGUUGGUGACUUUGGCUUGGCAAGAUUCCUUCUUGAGUCCCAAGAUUGUUUCACUAAUCAAUCAAGCUCUAUCGGAUUAAGAGGAACAAUCGAGUAUGGUAUGAGAAACAAGGUGUUAGCUUAUGGUGAUGUCUACAGUUAUGGUAUACUAUUGUUGGAGAUCUACACAGAAAAAAUGCCAACUAAUAUCAUGUUUAAAGAUAGCUUGAACAUUCAUGAAUUUGUUAGAUCAAAUUUGCCCGAACGAGAGAUUGAUAUCACAGAUCCUAUUCUUCUUUUGGGAAGAGAAAUUGGGGAAACAAGGAUGAACGAUACUCACAAUCAAAAUGGAAUUGGAAGGCCCAAAAUUCAAGAGUGCUUGAUUUUGAUAUUUGGAAUUGGAGUUUCUUGUUCCAUGGAAUUCCUAAGAGAGAGAAUGCAUAUUAGUGAUGUUGUAGCUCAGCUCCAUUUGAUUAGAGAAAAUCUCCUCAAAACUAGAAUACGCUAA
Quercus lobata is the source of this 2487-nucleotide messenger RNA. RefSeq names its product putative receptor-like protein kinase At3g47110. Lineage: Eukaryota; Viridiplantae; Streptophyta; Magnoliopsida; Fagales; Fagaceae. The record is from RefSeq and is a predicted model, not a curated record. The transcript is spliced from 7 exons. Gene Ontology annotation, biological process: protein phosphorylation. Bases 1 to 2487 code for a protein of 828 amino acids. Gene Ontology annotation, molecular function: protein binding; protein kinase activity; ATP binding.